CAGUAACUCUGGGUGGUUUCGCUAAUUCGCAUCCGUGCAGCACGUCUCCUCCCCUUUCCUCCCGGUCGCAUCUCCUCCCUGCCGGCGUCGAAGCUUCUGUAGGCCUCGCGCCUCGCUAUGGCGCGACGGGGCCACCACCUGACGGAGGUGGCCCUCCUAGCGUCCGCCUCCGGAUAUCUUGCGGCGGCGGGUGCCGGGGAGCGGGAGGGGUGGAUGGACGACCCGGCGGUGUUCCCCUCGCUCGGGCCCCGCGCGCGCGCCCUCGCCAUGGCUAGCGCGGCGCGCUCCGUGCUGGUGAUCGUCCCCAUCGCUGGUGGAGGCGGGGUCACGGUGAAGCCCGCCCUGGGGCCCGACGAGGGUCGGAUCUCUGCCGUGGAGUGGGUUCCGCUUGCCGGGGACGAGGCCGGAGGGGAUGAGGGUGUGGCCGUCGCGGUGGGCACCGACGCCGGGUGGCUCCUGUUCUACACGCUCGCCGGGGAUCUACUGCACAAGCAGAGUAUAUAUCCUGCAAAGAUACUGAAGCUUAAUUUCAGUGAGAGAAAGGAAAACGCUUGGGAAGAUUCAGGUUCAGAUGAGCUUUCUGUUGUUUUUCCUGGUGUUAUUGCGCAUUGUGAUGGCGAUGACCUUCAGACCAUGCUUCAAAAAUCGUUCGAAGAAGUUAAAUCACGCAUGUGGAAAGAUAAGUUUGAACAUGAAGAUGCUGAUGAUGAGAGUUCCUUUGGAAGGAUACCUAUUCGGAUUUGGAAUGUAAGCAAGUUUGGCUCUUGUGCUGAUGCUGCAAUUGUUGGGCUAAUGCCACCUCCCUUAUUAGAACUUCAGUCGAGUCAGCGUCACUACUGUGCCAUUACAGUUGGAGAGGAUGCUGUUGUUUCAGCAUAUAGGUUAUCAGAAGACAGAAGCAGGUCACUAGUUGGUGCAAUCUUGUCAAGAGGUGUAGCUGCCACAUUUUCGACCAUAUCAUCUUUGUCCAAAAUUCUAUGGCGGAGUGAACCAUCACCAACUAAGAAGUCACGACCAAAGCCUCAAUCCUUUGCAAAAACAUCACCUCUCACGUGCUUGAAAGACACGCCAAGGAAGGGAGAACGGCUUACACUCUCCCCAAGUGGUACGUUGGCUGCCAUAACUGAUUCACUUGGCCGGAUUCUACUGCUGGACACUCGUGCCCUUGUGGCUGUGCGGUUAUGGAAGGGCUAUCGUGAUGCAUCUUGUCUUUUUGUCGAGAUGCUUCUCAACAAAGACAAGGAAUCGUCAAGCUCAAUGCACUUGGAACAUACCAAGGGUGAUUAUUGCCUGUGCCUAGCGAUCCAUGCUCCACGGAAAGGCAUAAUUGAGGUUUGGCAGAUGCGGACUGGCCCACGUCUCCUAACCAUCCCAUGCCCCAAGGGAAGCAGAAUUUUGCAGCCGUCGACAAGGUUCUCAUCGUCGCAGUUCUCAUCAUAUUCCCCAUUGGAGGUGUAUUUGUUCAAUGGUGACUCUGGACAGUUGUCUGUUUUGAAUAGGCACAUUGGGUAACAAUUGUUGUUGUAUAAUUGCCGGCGUUGUACAGAGAUUAUUGUUUUCUGGAUGGCCAGGUGAUUAUGAUUUGGUGCUGUAAUUGUUCUUUUACUGGUGAAGAUUUUUUAUUUAUGAAAGCAGGUUUUGAUUGAUUUUA
This is a messenger RNA of Brachypodium distachyon (stiff brome), 1651 nucleotides long. RefSeq names its product rab3 GTPase-activating protein non-catalytic subunit. Lineage: Eukaryota; Viridiplantae; Streptophyta; Magnoliopsida; Poales; Poaceae. Gene Ontology annotation, biological process: regulation of GTPase activity. Bases 118 to 1512 code for a protein of 464 amino acids. The transcript is spliced from 8 exons. The record is from RefSeq and is a predicted model, not a curated record.